Closterium sp. Naga37s-1 is the source of this 591-nucleotide messenger RNA. Lineage: Eukaryota; Viridiplantae; Streptophyta; Zygnematophyceae; Desmidiales; Closteriaceae. The record is from the annotation of a GenBank genome assembly.
AUGUCCCUCGUCUGUAUCCCCCUCAUCCCGCACCCUUCUUCCUCCAUUCCUCUUUCUCCACUCCUCGCCCACUUCCUUCUCAAGUCACCAAAUCUCGCCACCUUACUCCUCACGUUUCCCCCCAACGCUGGCGGCAGCAGCAGCGGACUGCUCCUGUGCUGCAGCAACCCACGAGCGGAGCAUCCCCCUCUUCCUGCAACCCCCUCCUCCCCCACCCACCCUUCCAGGCCAUCAGAUAACCACACCCUAUUCCCCUCCCCCCUCAGCGCUGGCAGCAGCAGCAGCGGACUGCUCCUGAGCCGCAGCAACCCACGAGCGGAGCAUCCCCCUCUUCCUGCAACCCCCUCCUCCCCCACCCUUCCAGGCCAUCAGAUAACCACACCCUACUCCCCUCCCCCCUCAGCACUGGCAGCAGCAGCAGCAGCAGCAGCGGACUGCUCCUGCGCCACAGCAGCAACCAGGGGACAAAGCGUUUCCACCAUAUCACUGAUCAGCGCCCGCAGAGUCGGAUCCUCCUCAAUACAAUGCUUCGCAAAGCCCUACUCCCCACCCCCUCCAGCACUGGCAGCAGCAGCAGCGGACUGCUCCUGA